Messenger RNA from Triplophysa dalaica, 3779 nucleotides. It is a transcript of the gene ptger1a, whose product is annotated as prostaglandin E receptor 1a (subtype EP1). Lineage: Eukaryota; Metazoa; Chordata; Actinopteri; Cypriniformes; Nemacheilidae. The coding region runs from base 619 to 1728 and encodes 369 amino acids. Gene Ontology annotation, molecular function: thromboxane receptor activity; prostaglandin E receptor activity. Gene Ontology annotation, biological process: positive regulation of cytosolic calcium ion concentration; inflammatory response; adenylate cyclase-activating G protein-coupled receptor signaling pathway. The record is from RefSeq and is a predicted model, not a curated record. The transcript is spliced from 3 exons. Gene Ontology annotation, cellular component: plasma membrane.
GGUGGGAGGGCUUAUAUACUGCAGCCUCCGUCUCGAGACACGUGAAGCUGAAGCGGAUGCGUCUGCAGGAGGAUGAACUUCAGCUCCGCGAUACAUGUAUCAGUUCGUAUUGCGGCACCAUUGAGAUCUACAGGGAAAUUCUUCUCAUGAUCCAAGUGAAUCUCCUGCAAUACUGUUUUCUGAGUUAAAUAUGAUCUGCCUUACGAUUGGAUUAUAUGGAUGCGAAGAUGCGCAGCAGUAAACGGAGUUUUUACUAUUAUUAUUUUAAUAUUUUACUAUUUUUUCUAUUAAGAAUCCAUUGAAAUUUGAAAACAUUUUGUAAGAAAUAUACCUGGAUUUACAUGGAUUGUUUUACAAAAUAUAAGCAAUUACUGCCGUUUGGGUCUUUCAAACUUUUUAGCAUUUUUUAUUUACCUUUAUAAACCUUUUAUUUAUUGUUGCGCGUGAUAGGACAUUGUUUUGAUCUAUGGAUUGUUUGAACUCAAAUGGAACUGCAUGGAUUUGAUGGUUUAAAUAAAAAAAUCCCUGGUUUUCAAUGUUGUCUUUUGGGUCUCCACCCUUUCAGCAUUCCUCUGUGAAGAUGCGACCCUCCCAUCUCAAUACUCCACUGAGGUAGCCAUGCACCGCAGCAACACAUCCAGGCUCGUGCCACUCCGCCCCUUUGCCAAUCACAGUCAGUGGGAGGGUCAUGUGACCUCUUCAGCACUUGAAAACGUCACCUCGGACCGUCCCAUGAGCGGACCUAUAGCUGCCAUGCUAUCAAUGACCCUGGGCAUCCUGUCGAACAUUGUGGCUUUACUCAUCCUGGCGAACGCGUAUGCCCGCCUGCGACGCCGUUCCAAAGCCUUCCUUCUAUUCGCAAGCUCACUGGUGGCCACAGAUUUCGUGGGGCAUGUCAUACCCGGUUCAAUAGUCAUGAGGCUUUACCUUUCCGGAGGCGUACCCUCUGCAGAAUACAACAGGUCGGAUCCCUUAUGCCAGUUCCUAGGGGGCAGCAUGGUGUUUUUCGGCCUGUGCCCGCUCUUUCUUGGAUGCGCUAUGGCGGCCGAGAGGUGUUUGGGGGUCACAAAGCCACUGCUCCACGCUUCGCUGGUUACGAUCACAAGGACAAAAGUCUCGCUUUCAUUUAUCUGGUUGGCGGCACUUUGCGUUGCCCUUCUACCCUGCUUCAAGCUGGGCUCGUAUACCUACCAGUACCCUGGCACCUGGUGUUUCAUUAAAGUUCUGGAGGACGUUGAAGAGGCGGACGUGGCCUUCGUUAUGCUGUUCUCCGGUCUGGGGAUGACAACUCUGGCUGUGGCUUUGGUCUGUAACACAGUGAGCGGACUGACGCUGGUGUUGGCCAGGAUACGCAAGCAAACCUGUAACCGUCGGUCAGCUAGGUCACAUGACAUUGAGAUGGUGGUGCAACUUGUGGGUAUAAUGGUCACGUCAUGUAUCUGCUGGAGCCCUCUGCUGAUUGUUGGCCUAAUUACAGUAACACAGUCGUACGAGGGCUCUAUAGGAGAUGACCUUCCCACCUAUAAAACCCUGAUGAUAAUGGGGGUGCGAAUAGCUUCGUGGAACCAGAUCCUGGACCCGUGGGUCUACAUUCUUCUCCGCCGAGCCGUCCUCCGAAAGAUUUACCUCAUCACCAAACGUCAGACAGACUUCAAACAAAACAAUUUACGCUGCUGGGAGAUCCAUUCCUUUCCCAGUUCAGAGAAAAAUACUGUCAGUAGAGUAUAAGAGGAAAUCAUCAAACUCAGACAGCGUUAACAUUGUCACAUCUGGGGCAUUUCACACUAUGUGUAUAAUUGUUUUGUAUUUUUUCUUCCUUUGCAAUGAUCUCCUAUGUUAAGUCAUGAAGUGAUGAUGAAUGUACAGUAUUUUUAUUACUGAUUUGCACAGAGAUGGACAUAUUGCUUUAGCUUCUUUAUACAUUCCUGUUAUUCCCUUAAUGCACAGUAUACAACAUGAAAACAUUCACUGAUAGAUUAUUGUGCAUUUAAGAUUAUUUAGAAUGUGUAACAAUAGCUUGGGCUAAUAAAAUUGCCAUAGCAGCAGGGACAGUGCAAAAUGGUCGCAAAAACAAUGUUUCCUUUAUUUAACUGGACGAAAAUCACCAAACCUUAAUUCAUCAAACAUUUAAUGGUUGUCAAUCUUUGUACAGCAUUAAAGGGAAAAUCUGUCAUCAUUUACGUACCCUCAGAUAGUUCCAAACCUUUACAAAUUUCUUCGUUCUGCGAAAAAGAAAUUUUGAAGAAUGCCAGUAACCAAUCCGAUUUCAUCCUGUUUUGACUCCUGUAGUAUUUAUUUUCUGGACUAUAACAUUGAAGUGCCAGUACAUUUUUGUAGUGAACAUUAUUUUUCCUGGAAGAAGCUAGUUUACCACAUGCGUAUCUGAUAUGUAUGUUACUGUGGAUAAAUGUGGAUGUAAACAUUUAUAUUACAUAUUUUUGCUUGUGUUAUCCCUCCAAUUUUCUGGAGGCUACCUGUGUUGUUUUUUAUUGAAAGCAUUAUACCUAAUAAAUAAAAAACAUGUUCAACCUCAUUUCUAUUGCUAACUGUGAUUUUUUUGUUUGAUAAUUGUUUUGUUCAUGAAGUAAGCUUAAAGCGGCCCUGCAACGAUGUGUCAUGCAUUCUGACAUCUUUACAGUGUUAAAUGUGCUGUCUUCUCAUGGUUAACAUGGCCAGCUUGUCAAAAAACGACUUGGGCGUAUUACGUAGUAUUUCUGUGCUCGAUACACUCCCCCAGUGAUCGUACAGGUUUCAGAAAGUUUUUUUCGAACAUAUAAAACUGUUUUGUAACAACUUUUCUUAGUCCCUCAUUGGGCAUGUCACCCGGAAAAGCAUGCGGCACCGCCAAAGGAGAGCAGGAGAAGGAGCAUGUGCAGACGUCACUUGUAAGCAGGAAAGAAAGGGAGCAUACCUUUGCGAAGUUCAGGUGUUUGUUUGUUUACUGCAUUUGGGUGAUGAAUGUUAUAUAAACUGUGGAUAUAACGCUGGAUUUGGAGAUCGCUUGAAACUGAUAUAUGGAGGAGUCCCAGCGCUAAAAGAUGUUAUGUAGUGCCUUUUAAAACUAUUAAUCAUCACCCAAAAUGCUCCACAGACGACACCAUCUCCACCACACUCUGGCCCUCACUCAUCUGGACAAUUAAAGCACUUACGUCCGAAUGCUGUUCAUAGGUUUUAGUUCAGCAUUCAACACCAUCAUCCCUCAGCACCUGAUUGGGAAGCUGAACCUGUUGGGCCAGUCUGUAACUGGAUCCUGGACUUUGUGACCGAAGGACUUCAGUCAGUCUGGAUCGGAAACAACACAGGGCUGUAUGCUGAGUCCUCCGAUGUUCAAACUGCUGACUCAUGACUGUGCAGCGACGCAUAGCUAGAACCACAUCAUCAAGUUCGCCGAUGACACGAUCGUGGUGGGUCUCAUCAGUAAGACAAUUCAGCAUACAGAGAGGAAGUGGAGAGGCUAACGGACUUGUGUAGAGUCAGCAACCUGUCUCUGAAUGUUGACAAAACCAAAGAGAUGGUUGUUGACUUCAGUAAGACACUAUCCGCUGUACAUCAAGGCUCCUCGGUGGAUAAUGUAAAGAGUACCAGAGUCCUUGGUGUCCACCUGGCGGAGAACCUCACCUGGUCACUCAAUAACAUCUCCAUCACCAAGAAAGCCCAGGAGGCGAAGGUUCUUCCUUCGAAGGUUGAGAAAAGCCCAACUCCCUCCCCCCGUCCUGACCACGUUUUAUACAGAGGGACUAUCGAGAGCACCCUGAGCAGCUGCAGACUGAGCAACAGCU